AUUCCACUUAGUACCUUGAGAAACCAAUACAGAAAUUACAGCCAGAAAAGAUACUCCUUAAAAAUAAGAUGAUGUAAGAUGUUUAGUAAGCUGAAUCCUUGAUACUGUUCAACAUUUUUGGAUUAAGUGUUGUUACAGAUCUUAUAGCAGUCGGUUUAAAGCGUGGAUCUGAUGAGCUUCUUCCUUCUGGUAUCACAUACGGGACUCUUACGAUGAGCAAUCCUACUCCUGCUACUGCUAAUGGGAAUGACAACAAGAAAUUUAAAGGAGACAGAUCUCCCUGCUCCCCUUCUCGAGUUCUUCACCUUCGUAAAAUUCCAAAUGAUGUCACUGAAGCAGAAGUAAUUUCUCUAGGUGUACCUUUUGGCAAAGUAACUAAUCUCUUGAUGUUGAAAGGAAAAAGCCAGGCUUUUCUAGAAAUGGCUUCAGAAGAAGCUGCUGUUACUAUGGUGAACUACUACACUCCUGUUACUCCUCACCUUCGCAGUCAGCCUGUUUAUAUUCAGUAUUCCAAUCAUAGAGAACUUAAGACUGACAAUCUACCCAACCAUGCUAGAACUCAAGCUGCAUUGCAAGCAGUGAAUGCUGUGCAGUCUGGAGGCAUGGCCCUCACAGGUGCUCCAAUUACUGAGAGUGGGCUGCCUCCUGGACAGAGUUCGGUUCUUCGAAUUAUUGUGGAAAAUCUCUUCUAUCCUGUUACUCUAGAAGUGCUAUAUCAGAUCUUCUCCAAGUUUGGAACAGUUCUGAAGAUCAUAACUUUUACAAAGAAUAAUCAAUUUCAGGCCUUGCUUCAAUAUGCUGACCCUUUGAAUGCACAGUAUGCCAAAAUGGCUCUGGAUGGUCAGAAUAUCUAUAAUGCUUGCUGCACUCUUCGUAUUGAUUUCUCCAAGCUAACAAGCCUUAAUGUAAAAUAUAACAAUGAUAAGAGCAGAGACUUCACGCGUCUGGACCUUCCUUCAGGGGAUGGGCAGCCUUCACUUGACCCUACUAUGGCUGCUGCUUUUGGCACUCCAAGUAUCAUCUCCUCACCAUAUGCAGGGGCAGCUGGCUUUGCUCCUGCCAUUGGCUUCCCCCAAGCUGCAGGUUUAUCGAUCUCGGCUGUUCCUAGUGCACUUGGUCCUCUUGCAAUUUCCACCUCUGCAAUGACUGGGCGGAUGGCUUUCUCAGGAGUUACAGGAUUACCUGGAAAUUCUGUGUUACUUGUUAGCAAUCUCAAUCCUGAUGCAAUCACACCAGAUGGGCUUUUUAUCUUGUUUGGUGUUUAUGGUGAUGUCCACCGUGUAAAAAUCAUGUUUAAUAAGAAGGAAAAUGCCUUAGUUCAAAUGGCAGAUGCAACUCAAGCCCAACUAGCCAUGAAUCAUUUAAAUGGACAAAAACUAUAUGGGAAAGCGCUCCGUAUUACACUCUCAAAGCAUCAAACAGUACAGCUCCCUCGUGAGGGUCAAGAGGACCAGGGUCUAACCAAGGACUAUGGCAAUAGCCCUUUGCAUCGCUUUAAGAAACCUGGCUCCAAAAACUUCCAAAAUAUCUUCCCUCCAUCUGCCACUCUUCACCUCUCCAACAUUCCGCCUUCUAUCACAGUUGACGACCUGAAGAAUCUUUUUGCUGGUACUGGGUGUAUGGUGAAAGCCUUCAAAUUCUUUCCAAAAGACCGCAAAAUGGCUCUUAUCCAAUUGGGCACUGUGGAAGAAGCAAUCCAAGCCCUUACUGAGCUUCAUAAUCAUGAUCUUGGAGAAAAUCAUCACCUCAGAGUUUCCUUUUCUAAAUCUACAAUCUGAAUCUGAUGCAUUGAGGACCUUUUGGAGUUCAACGCGUGUGCCCAUAGUUCCAGUAAAAUUUUCAGGCAGAGAUUGUAAUAGGCCAAACCAACGUUGCAUCCUUGAACAAUGAAACUUGUGUGGUUCAUGUGUAAAUUCUAGACAUUGUAACAAAUCAUGGGUUUAUCUUUUGCUGUAAUGGCAAAUAGUCCUCCACAAAAAUUUUCUGUUAAUAAUCUACCUUCUUUAGUAGAACCCAUCUUUUCUUUUUCUUUUUGGUGAUUUCAGGAACAUGGUCAAGCUUUUAUUCCCAGACAAUAUUUGUGUUCCUUGUCAAACAAUGUGAGUGAUGCAAUGUUUUAAAAAUAAUUUUGGCAAAUUAUACAUCAGUUACAUUUAAAAUAGUUUUGGUGGGAAUAGGUGUUUUUUUUUUUUUUUACCAAUUAAUGUUUUAAUCAUUCUCUAUUGAAAAUAUUGGAGGAAAGGCCGUGCCUUAUUUCUCCUUGGAGUAAUAUAAUGAUAUCCAAUUAAUUCUGUAACCCACACAGGUAAAUUGUCCUAAGUUGACAGUUCUAACUAGGCAUUACAUCAGAGUGUGAGAGAUAACUGUUGUUACUAUGGAUGAAGUAUAAUAAGAUAUUGGAGAAAAUGAAAGAAGAAAUAUGUCCUGAUUUCAAGUUUUGUACAUUUCUUUCAGAAAAAUAAUUGUUUACACUCCUAAGGAAAACAAAAUCAGGUCUGUCAUAUGGUUUGACAAAUUUUUAGAAAGGUUAUUUUUUGGUAAGGUCUUGUUUAAACAUAUAAAAUUAAACCUCAAGGGUUUUUUGUACCACUAUAAUCUCUAAUACUUAAAUCAAAAUUACUGUGUAUUUACUUAAUUUCUUAUGUGCCUUAUUAUGUGCUUAUAAUGAUACAAUAGUUUAGAGUUUUAUCUGAAGUAUCUUUAACUGUAUUGUGGCUUUGUGAAAUUUUUUCCCUUUGUCUUAGUUUUUAAACAUUUGGUGAUUUUAAAUAUGUUUUUAAUAAGUAAUAGUUAAAUCAGAUUUUGGUGCUUUGGUAUAGGGAUGGGUAGGUUGGGAAUGAAGAUAAUAACUCAGUGCUCCUGCUUCUAGGCCUCUUCACAAUAUUUUAGGGGUUGCAGUUGAGUGAUGCCCUUGUUGGGCUUUAGAGAAUGUUCUCAGUUUCUGGUUGAUAUCUAACAGUUGAGUUAUUGACUGAGAAUAUUUUGCCUCAGGAUUCUUUUCACCCAACAGUAAUGGGCUUGUGCUCGGUGCAGAUGGGCUUGCAUUCACAAAUGUCAAAACUUCAGGACUGAAUGUUCACUCCUUUUUGGAGAGAAAGAUGCAAUCUUAACUAUUUUUUUGUGAAAUAUAGGUAUACUCAAGUUAUUUCUAUGAUUGUAAUACAAUGUUUUUAGAGGGGUCUCAAGAUGUUACGUCUACUGAAAAAAAAAUGCAUUGUUUUAUAAAAUAUUCCUCUCGUCAGUAAGGAUAGUAAAUCCUUUACAUCAAUUUGAAAAUGGAGACAAAGAUUUAGAAAAAAAAUGGAACGUGAUAAUAUAACGUGUGCUCAUUGUUUUUGGAAUGUUUAGUAGAUCAGGUCGUUCUGUGAAUACCAGCUUUUGCUUGGCAAAAAGAAUUUCACAGCUUUAGAUCAAUUUCUAAACUCCUUUAAAAUGACAAAAUUAUAAGUUACCUUUGAAAUGCAAGUUUCUUACUAACAUUGCUGUAGCAUGAAAGGAUACGCAGUGAGACACUGGCUGCCUUAAAUUUAUAUAGUUGUGCGUGGAAGAUACGGUAGUUUGUUGAUAAUCAGAGUCUGGACACUUGAUUAGCAUGUGUUUGUUUUGUUUUGUCAACAUGUAUGUUUCUUCAUGUAAAGCUACAUUAGUGUCCAGUAAGAUCUGAUCCCAUUUUAGCUAUGACUUGCAGCUGUUUGAAAAUAAUAAGUCUAUUAAAACAAGCCAACUCUAGAGUAGCAACAUAUUUUCUUAGUUUAGCAAAGUGAUUAAAACGAGUGCCUGAUUCUAUUAUGGCACAUGAGCCUUAGUGUUUCCCUUUCAUUCUAUCAAUUUUAGUGGACCAUGGCUCAAAAUAAGUAUAUUCAGGAUGACAGCCCCUUAGGCCAUUAAAUAGCUUCUUGGAUUAGAGAACCAAUAAAUUUGCCUUGUAUUGUAACUUGCUAAAUUACUUUUAGGCUUGGUCACCAUGUGUUUAAUGCUGCUACAGAGGGGGAUGUAGUUGGACUUGAUGAAUGUAACUGAAGCAGGAAAAAAUGAGACUGAGCAUUAACAUGUAUAAUAUCAAGAGUGUUAUGUGUGAGUGUGCGUGCGCGCAUGUGUAUUAUGUGAAAUACCUUAUGUUUUAUGCUGAUAAACAUUGCAAGCAUUUAAUUUAUUGAUUUUACUAAUCUUAAAAACCAAUUUUGUAGAGUUAAGAGAAAUGGUCAAUUUAAGAUUUUAAAAAAUACCAUAGUUCCUAUAAAAUUUCCUACUUCCAGUCUUGAAUUUUUAGACCUACAAUUAUAGUUACAUGCUGGCAAAUGUUUUGGAUUUUAUUUUGGAUAUAUUCUUUUAGUAAGGUCUCAUCAUAAUUACAUUAUAUUCUGUAUAAAUCAAGGUUGUAGUGUAUGUGUUUUUAACAUUUUGAGUUUGAUUUUACUUGGCAAGCUUGUUUUUUCCAUGAGUUGCAAAUAUAAAAAAUGGCAGUACAAACUUUGCGUUUAAAACAGGAAUUCCAUUUAUAGCAAUAGUUAGCUUAAUUUUCUCCUUCCGUGGAAUGUUUUAGAAGGCAACCUCUUGAAUUUGGAUUAAGAUAAAAACAGAUACUACCAUUUUCUUGUCCUUUUAUUCCUUUGCUGCAGAACAUUAGCAACAAAUAAUGUUACUGUAGAAUAGCAAGUGGCUUAAUUAAGGAUAUGGUUAUUGGGUAACAUAAUUUUUUGCAGUUGUUGCCUUAUCAAGCACCCUAGUAUAGGAAAUUAUUUGAUCAUUCUCACCACUUUUUGUUCCUUUAUUUGUAUUCUUUAUUUUCUGUUCAGCUGUAAAGUUCUGUGGAUCUUGCAGUUCCUUUGGAAGUGCAGUUGAAGCAACAAUCUUCCUUGUCAGGCAUUUUUGUGAUCUCUAGUAUUUGGGUUGAGGAAUUGAAGGUAAUUGGUUUUUAAUCAACGUAUAGGGUAUAUUUACCAUAUUUUUCAGGGUAUAAGACGCACCGGAGUAUAAGACACGCCUUAGUUUUGGGGGAGGAAAAUAAGAAAAAAGCUGAUUGGCAGGUAGAUUGGCCUUCCGGAAUACCCCCAAUCAGCUGUUGCCAGAAGUGAAUUUUAGCAACAGGUUCCUUGGUUGUGAGCUUUGUGCCUUGCUUUUUUUUGCUUUUUUUUCUGCCUCUGAAACUGUUUCAGAAAAAAAAAAAUGCCUUUGAAAGCCUCCAAAACAGAACUUCAGAAAAAAAGCCUCUGAAGCUCCAUUUGGGAACUUCCUUUCUGAAGCUCUAUUUGGGGGCUUUUUUUCUGAAACCUCCGUUUGAGAAGCUGUGUGGGCUACAUUCGGAGUAUAUGACGCACCCAGGUUUUCAUCCUCUUUUUGGGGGGGGAAAGGUGCGUCUUAUACUCCAAAAAAUACAGUAUACGUAGCAGCAGUAGCAAAGGUGCUCUUUUAGUAAACUGAUUAGCGCCUUUUAUGAAGAGGGAUUUGCAGUUCCAUAGAUAAACAUUUGUGAUAAAAUGCUUUUUCCAAGUUAGGAAUUGUGGCACAUUCCUCAUCUGAUAGCAAUGCAUCAGAGCUAAAAUGCCUUCAGAAACGACGAGGUUCAAACAUCAGGUCAGUGAAGGGGCUAAUUUGAAAUAUUGUUGGCUCAAGUUUUCAGUCAAGUAAUUAUUCACAGUCCUUAGGAUUUUUAUUACUAGAGGUAAAGCCAUAAUAGUUUAACAAUAAAAUGCAAACUGGCUAUAUUUGACUAUAAACUAGGAAAAAAACAGACUGUUUUUUUUUCCAAAAUUGGCUUGGGAAGGAUAACUGAAGUAUGUAUGCUGGCAGAGCUGCAAUCUCUUACAGUCUCUUCAUACCAUGCAUUCUGUCUUUAAUAAUAAUUGGUAUAUAUACAUGCCCAAAUUUUAAUAUGGUUUAAUUUAAGUAUUACACCACAAUUUUAGUUUCUAUCCAACAUAUUUGCAGGUUUCUGAAUGUCAAAGCAACAUUAAUUUGAAGCCUUGCCCUAACUUGGUUGCCUUUCCCGUUUCUCACCUUUUGUUUGUACUCUUAACUGUUCUUGUAGGCUGUGUGUGCCUAUAUUUUCAAAAGUAGCCUUCAGUUGUCUGUGUAUCACCUCUUCUUCCAGACUGAAAGGCUCCACUUGCAAUGGAUACUUACUCUAAAGUUUAGCAUUUUGUGAGCCUAAUCCAUUGCUGCCUAUUUAAGUAUGUCCGAGGGAGACUAUGGUGGUACUUCUGGGAAUAGCAAAUCUGAGCUGUGCUGUUCCAGUCUUAUCCUGUCACACACACACACAGAGAGAGAGAGAGAGAGAGAGAGAGAGCUAUUUUCAAAGGAGCAGACCUGAGUAGAUAACUGUAUUAAAGUCAUUUUGUUUGCCUUGACACUUUUGUGGACUGGUAACUUUAAUUACAACUGCCAGAUUUGAAUUGUGCUGAAAACUGUUGAAGUUUGCACACAUGAUUUUGAAGCAAACAAACUCCUAAUUGUCUUUGCAAAAAUCUGUAUGUAGUAUAUGAAACUGUUCUUAAUUUUUAAAGCAAAUCUUAAAAAUUAGGAAUUAUUUUUUAAAAAACGAAAGCUUCGUAAAUCUUAAUUUCAGGGUUUUACAAAGAAGAAAACAAAAUGGGACCAAAGUUUAUGUGCCUUCAGUAGAUUUCUGUAUUAUUAUUAUUAUUUUUGCUAAAUCUUUCAGUCUAUAAAAUCAGUACUCUUAUGUUCAAGGAAAUGUGUAUUUAUAUAGACUAAAAUACCAAAUGACCCAUCAACACAUAAUGUCCUUAUGUGCAGUUGAUUGCUUACUGUUUCAGUCAGUUUAUAGCUCUUUUGCUGUCUACCAUUGUAACAUGACUCACGGUGUACCAUACAGGAGUUCAAGACAUCUGGCUUUAAGGUUCUCACAGUAAGUUUUAACCGGGGAAAAAAUAAAUUACUGAGAAGGAUAUAUAUUUCCUCUUUUAUAGUGAGCUCUUGUAGAAAUUCCCAUUCUUGGAUAAUGUGCAUCAUUAGUGAAGAUAGGAGGAAAACACCCAAUCAGUUAUACUUUUAAUUCAUCUCUUUAAAUGUGUUAUUUUUUCUUCCCCAAUUCGUUCUCCAGUUUCUGGACAAACAAGCCUCCCACUUUCUGAAGAUAUGGUUGCUGACCAAACAAAAUGUUGCAUUAUUAGAUUGUCACCUCAUUUGCAAUGACCAAAGAUUGCUUGCUCUGGUUUUACUGAAACAUCUUGCCAGUUCUGUCCUUGAGGUAUUUUUCUUGAGACUCCAUGUAAAGUGGCCUUUUAUGCUAUUGUUGGUAGUGAACAGACUAAUUAAUGAAACAAGAGACAAGAUUUUCUAAAAAUGUGAACCAAAUAAAAUGGUCUAAGGGAAGGGAGUGAGUGGAUAUUUAAUACUGUAUUCAGACAAAUAAAGGCACACAGUUACGGGAGCCAGACAUUCCCUAAUUUUUCAUGUGUUCACAAAUCCCUUUUUAAGUUUGUAAAAAUAUUCAUCUAACACAAGAAAAUGCUGUAAAUAUUUGUAACAACAUUUUUUUACCUGGCAAAAAAAAAAGGUUUUUGGGAACAAGUAUAAAAUGGUUUUUAUAUUAUUAAUAAAAAGAACAUCAAUUGUCUUGUAUAUUUUGAUAAGCAACAGUACCAGCUUUUGUUUGUUAAGCAGCUUGUGGCAUUGGAAGGGAGAAAGGAUUCCGUGUUGUUGAGAUGACCUGAUGUUAUAAAUGCAAAGAAGUUGAAAUAUUAAAGAAACCUAUUUUCUAACUGUGUAGUGCAUGGUUAAUUUGAAUUUCUGUACACUGCCGUUUUAUUCCAUUUCUUUUAAGUUUUGUGUACUUGCUGAUUAUUACUUGAGUAUCUACCUAACUCUUUUUCUAAAACUCUAGUUGUAGCAUGCCUCUUAAUAAAUGUCAUGACAUCUGUACUCUCAAA
Ahaetulla prasina is the source of this 7889-nucleotide messenger RNA. RefSeq names its product polypyrimidine tract binding protein 3 (gene PTBP3). The transcript is spliced from 15 exons. Gene Ontology annotation, cellular component: nucleus. Lineage: Eukaryota; Metazoa; Chordata; Lepidosauria; Squamata; Colubridae. The coding region runs from base 213 to 1778 and encodes 521 amino acids. Gene Ontology annotation, molecular function: mRNA binding. The record is from RefSeq and is a predicted model, not a curated record. Gene Ontology annotation, biological process: mRNA processing; regulation of RNA splicing.